CGGGGCGGUGAGGGUCGCGGCGCGCAGCGGUGUGGUGUACCGGCCGUGUGCGCUGCUCUCCGACAGACUGACCGAGCGCGGCACGAUGGCGGUGACGGCGGCGGCGGCGGCGGGCGCCGGACCGCAGCACUACUGCCUGCGCUGGAACAACUACCAGUCGAACCUGACCUCAGUCUUUGACCAGCUCCUCCAGAGCGAGUCGUUUGUGGACGUGACACUGGCCGUGGCCGGACGCGCGCUCAAGGCGCACAAGGUGAUCCUCAGCGCGAGCUCUCCGUAUUUCCAGACUCUGCUGCACGACAACCCGUGCGGCCACCCGAUCGUGGUCAUUGAGGACGUGUCGCAUGCUGACAUGCAGGCCAUCGUGCAGUUCAUGUACAAGGGGGAGAUCAACGUGGCCGAGCAGCAGCUGCCCAGCCUGCUGAAGGUGGCCGAGGCGCUCAAGAUCCGCGGCCUGGCCGACGUGCCGGAGGGCGAGACGGUGACCCGGCGGGCUGCCCCGGAGCCGCAGCGCCGCCAGGCCUCGGCCGAGGCCGGCGGCAGCCCGGAGCCGGCGGCGGCGGGCAGGGCGCCCCCGCAGGUGGGACAGACCCCGGAGAGGCCGCCGCAGGGCCCGGCGAUGCCCCCGGGGACCACGGCCGAGCCGCGGCCGGCGCCGGCGCCCUCCCAGGCACCGGCCCACUCGCGCGCCUCCGACGACACCGAGAUCCGACCGGCUAUCAUCGAGAUGAUCAAAGAGGAGGAGAGGGCGAUGAUGAUGGAAAACAACUCGAGCUCGUGGAACUCGCCACCAGAGCCGACGUUCCAGCACCAGCUGCAGCAGGCGUGGCAGAAGUCGUGGAACCAGCAGCAGAGCCUGCUGCAGAACCUGCGCUUCAGAGAGCGCGGCCCGCUGAAGUCGUGGCGGCCCGAGACCAUGGCCGCCGCCAUCAUGUCCGUACUCAGGGAGGGCCACAGUCUGUCGCAGGCGGCACGCACGUACGACAUCCCGUACCCGACGUUCGUCCUGUACGCCAAUCGGGUGCACAACCUGCUGGGGCCGUCCCAGGAGGGACCCGGCGGCAUCCCUAACGAGCUGCGACCGAAGGGCCGCGGCCGGCCGCAGCGGAUCCUGCUCGGAGUCUGGCCCGAGGAGACGGUCAACAACGUGAUCCGCGCUGUCGUGUUCAGGGACACCUCCGGACUGAAGGAGCAGAUGGAGAGCAAGGCGGCGGCCGUGGCAGCCGCGGCCGCAGCGGCCGGACACGGAAUCCAGGACAUGCCGGCCUCGCUGACGAAGCUGAUGCAGCAGCACCAGCAGCAGCAGCAGCAGUCGCCUCACACUCCGACCGGGCCCCCUCAGCCGCACAUGAACGGCCGGCCGCCGUUCCGGAUGCAGGCAGCGCCGCCUAUGCCGCCGCGUGUCGGCGGGCCCCCGAUGGCCGGCGGCGGCGGGGGCGGCCGCGGCGGGGCGCCCUCGGGCCUGCCGCACCCGGCCGCCGCCGGCGCCCGCCACCGGCCGCCCAACCUGCUCGGCUUUCCCGACAUGCAUAUGAUGAUGGGCAUGUUUCCGCCCGGCAUGCUCUCGGCCACCGGCGGAGUGCCGCAGAUGAACUUGCCACCGCUGCUCGACCAGAAGCCACCGGUGGGCGUGGGCACCUCGGCGGGCCCCUCGCCGCCGACCCGGCCCGUGCCCGGCCUGUCGUCGAUCGCCGGCGGCGCGGCCCGCUCGGACAGCUGCGACACGGACCCGGCCGGCGAGAACAGCAACACGAGCGGCGGCGGCGGCGGUCCCGAGCCGUGUCUGCUGGAGCCGCUGCAGGAGAUGACAGAGGGCGACGAGCCGCUCCAGGUGCGGCGGGACCUCGACAGCCCGGCCGCAGAGGGAGCGGACAGCCCGGCCCAGACGCACCGGUCCACACCCGACUCGGCACCGCCCGCCAAACGAAUCAAGCAGGAUAUGCACGGCUACCCGGGAAUGCCGCCGUUCCGGAUGCAGGCAGCGCCGCCUAUGCCGCCGCGCGUCGGCGGACCCCCGAUGGCCGGCGGCGGCGGGGGCGGCCGCGGCGGGGCGCCCUCGGGCCUGCCGCACCCGGCCGCCGCCGGCGCCCGCCACCGGCCGCCCAGCCUGCUCGGCUUUCCCGACAUGCACAUGAUGAUGGGCAUGUUUCCGCCCGGCAUGCUCUCGGCCACCGGCGCCGUACCCACCAUCAACCUGCCUCCGCUGGUCGACCAGAAGCCGACCGUGACCAAGACCGAGGCGCCGUCCCCGAGUCUGCCUGAGGUCACCAUAUCAUCCGUCCCGAUCCGGUCAUCCCCCAACGACACAACACCAACCCCGCCGUUUUUGAACGGCCCCCAGUCGUGUGCCACCUCCAACGGACCUCCGUCCGCGCCCGGCGGUACCCCAGCCGAGUCCAACGGAGGCCUGGGCCGCUCGGACAGCUGCGACACGGACCCGGCCGGCGAGAACAGCAACACGAGCGGCGGCGGCGGCGGCGGUCCCGAGCCGUGUCUGCUGGAGCCGCUGCAGGAGAUGACAGAGGGCGACGAGCCGCUCCAGGUGCGGCGGGACCUCGACAGCCCGGGCGCGGAGGGAGCCGACGGGCUGGGUGGCACGUUUGGCACGGCUGAAGAGAUCGGAGCGGCCUUCACCAAACAGAUGCAGGGGGUAACCAUGUACCCGGUGCCCUCGAGCGGUGACCAGUCGGCGGACCAGCGGACCGGACCAGGGACCGGGACCGACGGGUACCCCGCGGACCAACAGACGCCGGCGGAGCGGCCGGCGGGCGCACAGGACGUGCACGGAUCGCUGGCGGCCCCGGCGGCCGCGCUGCGCGCCAUGCCCUGAACGCGGCGCGACUGUGACAGGCAGCGGCGCACCGGAGACUAGCAGACUGGUCGACGAACGGUGCGCGCGACCAGCCGCAGCAGCACAGCUAGGACGAUGGAGGUAAACUGGAGACGAUCGUAACGCAUUGGAGACGAUCGCGGCGCGUUGGAGACGAUCGCGCAACUACCACUAGGCUUUAACAGGCGAGACGGCCGGCCCGAGCGGCCGCCGGCUCGCAGAGGCGGAUGCACAUCCCGGAAUGUAUGCGAUUCAGAGGCCUUAUCGGUUCGGAGGGGGGAACACUGAGGCGGACGGACGGACGGACGGUAUCACACCUGCGCGCGCGGGCCCCGCACUCUGUCUCUCACGGUGUUCGUGCCAUUGACAGAUACCUCAUGUGUAGCCCCGAACGGUAGCGAACGUAGCUGGCAGACCGGCCGGGUGGCCCGUUGUUGUAUCCGUUGUCAUUUUCUACUCGGCGGUCUGCUGAUCUCAGGCUAUAAGUCGAACAAUAUGCCAAAGAGGCGGAUUCUGAGGCGGCGGCUAUGCUGUCGUGCCGGGGCCGGCCGCAUGAGGUCCUCCUUCACGGCUGACCACCGGCCACGAGGUCAGAGGCUGUCGCCAUGGCGCUCUGCUCGCUACAGGCCGGCGAGAGCGAGCGCAGCAGUUGGUUCCUAGUUCGGCUUCCCACCCGUUGUCGUGGCGCCAUACCGGGCGGCUGGACCCCGCCCGGGUCUGGGGGCGUUCACCGCCUCCUCUCCGCGCCGGUACCCAACGCCGGGGCCGGCUGAGUGACCCGGGCCGGGCGGCCGGGUCGUCUGAGCUAACAGUCCGUGUACGAGGGGUGGCGGAGCGGCUCUGUCUCUGCCCCUGUGACUCGCGCGUGGCCCCACUGGGCGCGCACCAGGCCAGUUGAGUGCCCGCCCGGCGCCGCGCCGGUCGGCCCGCGUCAGAGCGGGCUGUUCGCAGCUGAUGCGGCGACUGUUGAGGCCGCGCAGGCCACUCUGAGUCCGAGAGCAGGACGCUUUUGUAUUAAGUGCAUGAAAUAUUUUAGUUUGCGUCUGUUGUCUUUUGUUGUCUUGAUUUCUAGGUAUGAAUCUAAUACCCAGAGGCAGGAAUGUGUAUUCGUCAAUGAUCUGCUUCAUGUAUUUGCACAUUCUCUUUUUGCUUUGUCUCCAAACUCUUGUCAAAAACAUAGUAGAACGCGUCAAGCUAUUGUUGCAAUGCACGUUCUUAUCGUUAACCCAUGUUGCUGAAUGAACUGAUCUGACGAAUUAUAGUUCGAAGUAUUAUAAUAAAGGUAAAAUGUUCGACCGAAUUCCUUAUUAUAAUUGAAUUUGAGCAGUUUGUUUUUCUAUUAGAAUAUAUCACCACAGACAACCUUCCCGUGUAAAUAGGCACAGUCUAUGUGAAAGGCGCUGAUAAACUGAGAGCUCGUAUCUACUGUAUUUGUAAUCUUGUACAAUCUGGAACGUGAAUACAUGUAUAAGUGAA
This is a messenger RNA of Amphibalanus amphitrite, 4306 nucleotides long. RefSeq names its product protein bric-a-brac 2-like. The record is from RefSeq and is a predicted model, not a curated record. NCBI's taxonomy places the organism in Eukaryota, Metazoa, Arthropoda, Thecostraca, Balanomorpha, Balanidae. The transcript has 10 exons. Gene Ontology annotation, biological process: regulation of transcription by RNA polymerase II. Gene Ontology annotation, molecular function: DNA binding; protein binding. Gene Ontology annotation, cellular component: nucleus. The coding region runs from base 86 to 2830 and encodes 914 amino acids.